ACAGUUCUAUACCAGCUUUUCCUGUCCUGACUACUUUAAAUAUGUGUCAACCACAGAACUGACACAGUUCCCACACACUGCCAGUAAGUUGACUCACUGUACAAGACCUCUCCCCUUCACUUCACUCUACUGCAGGGUGGGAGACGCAACAAUGGCUUUGAGAAAAGCAGGAAGUGUGUUGGUGGUCUUUUUCUGGUCUGUGGCAGUUGUACUGGGUCAGGAUGGCUGGAGUGUGACAUACACCCCUCAGAGUAUCUGUGCCUUGAAGGGGUCAACAGUUCACCUGACCUGCUCUUACACAUAUCCCAGUGGUACAGUCACAUCAAUCUUCUGGUUCACUAAAAUGGAGACUGGUGUAAAACCUGAAGAUCUAUGUCAGGACCCAGAAUAUGCAGGUCGUCUGGAGUAUCAUGGGGAUAAGGAGAAAGACUGUACCCUGAGAAUCAAAGACCUGAGAGAGAGAGACUCAUCUACGUACUUGUUCAGAUUAUUAACAGAUCAGGAAGGAGGGACAUAUACUGGAAGUCCUGGAGUCAAACUGUCUGUCACAGAUCUUCAGGUGAAGGUGACUGGUGGACACCAGGAUAAGACACUGACCUGUAUCACCACCUGUACUCUGACUGACAACCCCACCUUCAUCUGGUACAAGAACGGACAACGUCUAGAUGAGCCCACUUCCCAGCAGUACUCUGUCAAUAGUUAUUAUUCAGACAGUUACUCCUGUGCUGUAGAAGGCCAUGAGGAUCACCACUCUCCUGCAGUGUGUGUUCGGGGUGAGAGCUGUUUCAAUGUGACUUACACCCAUCAGAGUAUCUGCGCUUUGAAAGGGUCAACAGUGGACAUAUCAUGCUUUUACACACAUCCCAGUUGGCAUAACGUCACAGAGGUAUCCUGGUUCAGCAAAUGGGAGUCUGGUGUAACUAAAGACCUGAGCCAGGACUCAGAGUAUACAAGUCGUGUGGAAUACCAUCGACAAACAGAAAAGGACUCCACCCUGAGAAUCACAGACCUGAGAGUGAGUGACUCAACUGAGUACAAGUUCAGAUUUACAACUAAUGAGGCAAGAUGGGGGUACAGCUUCCCUGGAACAACUCUGACUGUCACAGGUCUUCAGGUGAAAGUGACUGGUGGACAUCAGAACAAGACACUGACCUGUAUCACCACCUGUACUCUGACUGACAACCCCACCUACAUCUGGUACAAGAACGGACAACAUCUAGAUGAGAGCACCUCCCCCCAGUACAAAGACCCAGUCUACAGUAACUAUGUAGACAGUUACUCCUGUGCUGUAAAAGGCCAUGAGGAUCUCCACUCUCCUGCAGUGUGUGUUCAGGGUCAGAUCUGCAAAAGAGUGACUUACACCAAGAGGAGAAUCUGUGUCUUGAAGGGGUCAACAGUGGACAUAUCCUGUACUUAUGUUGGUUAUGUCACAUCAUCACUUUGGUUUAGUCCUAAACGGAGUGCUAGUUGGAUAAAUAAGUUGACACCUGAGGACCUAACCAGAAACCCAGGGUAUGCAGGUCGUGUGGAGUACGCUGGAAGAGAGAGUGGAACAUACAAAGGUCCCUUCACCCUGAGAAUCACAGAUCUGAGAGAGGAGGACUCAGCUGAGUAUCGCUUCACUUUUAAAACAUACAACUUUGAAUGGGGUCAUAGUUUCCCAGGAACAACUCUGUCUGUCACAGGUCUGCAGGUGAAGGUGACUCCUGCUGCAGAGGGACAGAAGACACUGACCUGUAUCACCACCUGUACUCUGACUGACAACCCCACCUUCAUCUGGUACAAGAACGGACAACGUCUAGAUGAGCCCACUUCCCAGCAGUACUCUGUCAAUAGUUAUUAUUCAGACAGUUACUCCUGUGCUGUAGAAGGCCAUGAGGAUCACCACUCUCCUGCAGUGUGUGUUCGGGGUGAGAGCUGUAUGAAUGUGACUUACACCCAUCAGAGUAUCUGCGCUUUGAAAGGGUCAACAGUGGACAUAUCAUGCUUUUACACACAUCCCAGUUGGCAUAACGUCACAGAAGUAUCCUGGUUCAACAAAUGGGAGUCUGGUGUAACUAAAGACCUGAGCCAGGACUCAGAGUAUACAAGUCGUGUGGAAUACCAUCGACAAACAGAAAAGGACUCCACCAUGAGAAUCACAGACCUGAGAGUGAGUGACUCAACUGAGUACAAGUUCAGAUUUACAACUAAUGAGGCAAGAUGGGGGUACAGCUUCCCUGGAACAACUCUGACUGUCACAGGUCUUCAGGUGAAGGUGACUGGUGGACAUCAGAACAAGACCCUGACCUGUAUCACCACCUGUACUCUGACUGACAACCCCACCUACAUCUGGUACAAGAAUGGACAACAUCUAGAUGAGAGCACCUCACCCCAGUACAAAGACCCAGUCUCCAGUAACUACGAAGACAGUUACUCCUGUGCUGUAAAAGGCCAUGAGGAUCUCCACUCUCCUGCAGUGUGUGUUCAAGGUCAGAGCUGCAAAAGAGUGACUUACACCAAGAGGAGAAUCUGUGUCUUGAAGGGGUCAACAGUGGACAUAUCCUGUACUUAUGUUGGUUAUGUCACAUCAUCACUUUGGUUUAGUCCUAAACGGAAUGCUAGUUGGACUAAUAAGUUGACACCUGAGGACCUAACCAGAGACCCAGGGUAUGCAGGUCGUGUGGAGUACGCUGGAAGAGAGAGUGGAACAUACAAAAGUCCCUUCACCCUGAGAAUCACAGAUCUGGGAGAGGAGGACUCAGCUGAGUAUCGCUUCACUUUUAAAACAUACAACUUUGAAUGGGGUCAUAGUUUCCCAGGAACAACUCUGUCUGUCACAGGUCUGCAGGUGAAGGUGACUCCUGCUGCAGAGGGACAGAAGACACUGACCUGUAGCACCACCUGUACUCUGACUGACAACCCCACCUACAUCUGGUACAAGAACGGACAACAUCUAGAUGAGCCCACUUCCCAGCAGUACUCUGUCAAUAGUUAUUAUUCAGACAGUUACUCCUGUGCUGUAGAAGGCCAUGAGGAUCACCACUCUCCUGCAGUGUGUAUUCGGGGUGAGAGCUGUUUCAAUGUGACUUACACCCAUCAGAGUAUCUGCGCUUUGAAAGGGUCAACAGUGGACAUAUCAUGCUUUUACACACAUCCCAGUUGGCAUAACGUCACAGAAGUAUCCUGGUUCAACAAAUGGGAGUCUGGUGUAACUAAAGACCUGAGCCAGGACUCAGAGUAUACAAGUCGUGUGGAAUACCAUCAACAAACAGAAAAGUACUCCACCCUGAGAAUCACAGACCUGAGAGACAGUGACUCAACUGAGUACAAGUUCAGAUUUACAACUAAUGAGGCAAGAUGGGGGUACAGCUUCCCUGGAACAACUCUGACUGUCACAGGUUUUCAGGUGAAGGUGACUGGUGGAAAUCAGGAUAAGACACUGACCUGUAUCACCACCUGUACUCUGACUGACAACCCCACCUACAUCUGGUACAAGAACGGACAACAUCUAGAUGAGAGCACCUCCCCCCAGUACAAAGACCCAGUCUACAGUAACUAUGAAGACAGUUACUCCUGUGCUGUAAAAGGCCAUGAGGAUCUCCACUCUCCUGCAGUGUGUGUUCAGGGUCAGAGCUGCAAAAGAGUGACUUACACCAAGAGGAGAAUCUGUGUCUUGAAGGGGUCAACAGUGGACAUAUCCUGUACUUAUGUUGGUUAUGAUACAGUCACAUCAUCACUUUGGUUUAGUCCUAAACAGAGUGCUAGUUGGACUAAUAAGUUGACACCUGAGGACCUAACCAGAAACCCAGGGUAUGCAGGUCGUGUGGAGUACGCUGGAAGAGAGAGUGGAACAUACAAAGGUCCCUUCACCCUGAGAAUCACAGACCUGAGAGAGGAGGACUCAGCUGAGUAUCGCUUCACUUUUAAAACAUACAACUUUGAAUGGGGUCAUAGUUUCCCAGGAACAACUCUGUCUGUCACAGGUCUGGAGGUGAAGGUGACUCCUGCUGCAGAGGGACAGAAGACACUGACCUGUAGCACCACCUGUACUCUGACUGACAACCCCACCUUCAUCUGGUACAAGAACGGACAACGUCUAGAUGAGCCCACUUCCCAGCAGUACUCUGUCAAUAGUUAUUAUUCAGACAGUUACUCCUGUGCUGUAGAAGGCCAUGAGGAUCACCACUCUCCUGCAGUGUGUGUUCGGGGUGAGAACUGUUUGAAUGUGACUUACACCCAUCAGAGUAUCUGCGCUUUGAAAGGGUCAACAGUGGACAUAUCAUGCUUUUACACACAUCCCAGUUGGCAUAACAUCACAGAAGUAUCCUGGUUCAACAAAUGGGAGUCUGGUGUAACUAAAGACCUGCGCCAGGUCUCAGAGUAUACAAGUCGUGUGGAAUACCAUCGACAAAGAGAAAAGGACUCCACCCUGAGAAUCACAGACCUGAGAGAGAGUGACUCAACUGAGUACAAGUUCAGAUUUACAACUAAUGAGGCAAGAUGGGGGUACAACUUCCCUGGAACAACUCUGACUGUCACAGGUUUUCAGGUGAAGGUGACUGGUGGACAUCAGGAUAAGACACUGACCUGUAUCACCACCUGUACUCUGACUGACAACCCCACCUACAUCUGGUUCAAGAACGGACAACUUCUAGAUGAGAGCACCUCCCCCCAGUACAAAUACUCAGCCUCCAGUAACCAUGAAAACAGCUACUCCUGUGGUGUAAAAGGACAUGAGGAGCUCCACUCUCCUGCAGUUUAUGCUCCAAAGAACACCUCAGUGUCAGUCAGUCCCUCUGGUGAAAUAGUGGAGGGCAGUUCAGUGACACUGACCUGCAGCAGUGAUGCCAACCCACCUGUGGACAAAUACACCUGGUACAAGAAGAAUGUAGCCUCACCAAAAGCAUCAGGACAGAGUUACAGCAUCACUAACAUCAUCUCUGAGGACAGAGGAGAUUAUUACUGUGAGGCUGAGAAUACAAUAGCAUCUAUGAACUCUACAGCUCUGAUGAUCAUUGUAGCAGUGAAACAGACCUCAGUUAUGACUGCAGCUGUAGGAAUCAUAGUGGUUGUUCUGGUUCUCAUCCUCUGUCUCUCUGGACUCAUGUGUUUCAGGAGACCCACAGGUGGAAGUGAUGCCACAGCAGACACACAGAGUGUCCGUCCUGACUGUAACAGUGACACGUCCCCUGACUACGACACUCUGGCAAGUGUCCAUCCUGACCCUAACAGUGACCCCAACAGUGACAUGUACACACCUCUGAACAUGAAGACCAGGUCACCAGAGUAUGACACUCUGGCAAAUGUGAGGGGACUCUACCACUGAAGACAAUCCCCACAGGACCUGGACUGAAGAGCUACAGUUCCAAGCUAAAGCUAGGCCUCACUCCUCUAUUCUCUUGCUAUCAUAUCUAUUAUGUUUUCCAGACCAUGAACUUUAGCUUUUGAGUUAAUGCUGGAAUUUAUGAUAAGCAUGUAUAUUAAUGAUAAAUGGGAUGGGUUAUGCUUCUGCUUUUUUUCUAUGGGAUUUUUCCAUUUUCAUAUUUUUGAUUAUAUAAAUGGCUUACCUUACAUGUGUACCAAUCUGUUUACUACAGUUGAAGUCGGAAGUUUACAUACACCAUAGCCAAAUACAUUUAAACUCAGUUUUUCACAAUUCCUGACAUUUAAUCCUAGUAAAUAUUCCCUGUUUUAGGUCAGUUAGGAUCACCACUUUAUUUUAAGAAUGUGAAAUGUCAGAAUAAUAGUAGAGAGAUUGAUUUAUUUCAGCUUUUAUUUCUUUCAUCACAUUCCCAGUGGGUCGGAAGUUUACAUACACUCAAUUAGUAUCUGGUAGCAU
Molecule: messenger RNA, 5821 nt
Organism: Salmo salar (Atlantic salmon)
Lineage: Eukaryota; Metazoa; Chordata; Actinopteri; Salmoniformes; Salmonidae
Source: RefSeq, a predicted model, not a curated record